AUGGCCUUCUCCCCACCCAGCCUGAUGAACGCCCCGCACCCGUUGAACCCUACUAUGAACGCUAAUCCAAUGAACAUGCCGCAACCAAUGAACGCCCCGCACCCGCCUACUAUGAACACUAAUCCGAUGAACAUUCCACAACCAAUGAACGCCCCACACCCGUUGAACCCUACAGCAAACGCUAACCCAAUGGCCUUCUCCCCACCAAACCUGAUGAACGUGCCGCAGAAUGCUAAUCAACCCAGAACCCCAGAACAACAGGGGACUUCUGUUCCAUUGCUGACCACGCCUUCUGACGAUACUAGCACACUUGAAGACUUCCUCCGCUAUGUGCAUGUAGAUCCCAACUCCGGCCCAAUCAUCAAGGGCCUGAACCAACUGGGCAUCACACACUGGUUGAUGUUCAGAUGCUACGAGGUCCACGAACUCAUCGCGGCAGUUUUCCCAGAUGGCCCUUCCCAAGCACUCAUCAAGGCUGCAAAGCAUUGCGGCAAUCAAUUAAGAAUGCAACAAAGUAGAUUAGAAUCUCAGAAGUAA
This is a messenger RNA of Puccinia triticina, 537 nucleotides long. RefSeq lists its product as uncharacterized. The transcript has a single exon. The record is from RefSeq and is a predicted model, not a curated record. Lineage: Eukaryota; Fungi; Basidiomycota; Pucciniomycetes; Pucciniales; Pucciniaceae. The coding region runs from base 1 to 537 and encodes 178 amino acids.